GGGAAAAACCAAAUAAUACUUUAGCCCUUUUUGUCGUUUUCACAAUUUAUAUACCAAAACAAAAAACAGCUGUUUCCAUGCUAGAUAUGGGCGAAGAGAUCAAUUGAUAUAUAUCGAUAUCGCAAUCGAUACUGUAUGCUGCAAUUUCUGACGGCAGGGUGACAGCUCUGCAAAACUGCUGCACAAGAAGAAGAUAAUUGACGUGUCACUUGAAAAAUUUGUGCAAUUGGAAAGUGCACGGCAGGCAAUAGUUAAGUACACGUAAAGUCAAACGUCAAACGCCGAUAUCAAUUGAGGAGACACCGCCACGGCAGCAACAAAAUGUUGACCAAUUUCGAGUCAAAGUCGGCCCGUGUCAAGGGUUUGUCGUUCCAUCCGAAACGACCAUGGAUUCUCACCAGUUUACACAGCGGUGUCAUCCAGUUGUGGGAUUAUCGCAUGCACACUCUGCUUGAGAAGUUUGAUGAACACGAUGGCCCCGUUCGUAGUGUGGCUUUUCACCAACAGAUGCCGCUCUUUGUCUCGGGUGGUGAUGAUUACAAGAUCAAGGUGUGGAAUUACAAGCAACGCCGUUGCAUCUUCACACUGCUGGCGCAUUUAGAUUAUGUGCGCACAGUGGCAUUCCAUCACGAGUAUCCAUGGAUCUUGAGUGCAUCCGAUGAUCAGACUAUCCGCAUUUGGAAUUGGCAAUCGCGCAACUGCAUCUGUGUGCUGACCGGCCACAAUCAUUAUGUGAUGUGCGCCCAGUUCCAUCCCACCGAGGAUCAAAUUGUGUCCGCCUCACUGGAUCAGACGGUGCGCGUCUGGGACAUUUCGGGAUUGCGCAAGAAGAAUGUCGCCCCCGGCCCGGGAGGACUCGAUGAGCAUCUGAAGGGUCAUCCAGGUGCCACAGAUCUUUUCGGUCAGGCCGAUGCUGUGGUCAAGCAUGUGCUCGAGGGUCACGAUCGUGGCGUCAAUUGGGCCAGUUUCCAUCCAACACUGCCUCUGAUUGUAUCCGGUGCCGAUGAUCGAUUGGUGAAGCUGUGGCGCAUGAACGAGUACAAGGCUUGGGAGGUGGACACUUGCCGUGGUCACUACAACAAUGUGUCGUGUGUGCUGUUCCAUCCACGACAGGACUUGAUCAUUUCCAAUGGUGAAGAUCGCAGCAUACGCGUCUGGGACAUGACGAAACGUCAGUGUCUGUUCACAUUCCGACGUGACAACGAACGUUUCUGGAUUAUGGCAGCGCAUCCCACCCUCAAUCUCUUUGCAGCCGGUCACGAUGGCGGCAUGGUCGUCUUUAAGCUGGAGCGUGAGCGUCCCGCCUACGCAGUCCAUGGCAACAUGUUAUACUACGUGAAGGAUCGCUUCUUGCGCAAACUGGACUUUACCACCACCAAGGAUACUGUGGUGAUGCAACUGCGUCCUGGCAAAUCGCCUGUGUACAGCAUGUCCUACAAUCCGGCGCUUAAUGCCGUGCUCAUCUGCACACGCACCAACAAUCUGGAGAAUAGCACCUAUGAUCUGUGCCAGAUACCCAAAGACAGCGAGAGCGAGCGUCAAAAUGAAUCGGACAGCAAACGCAGCUCAGGCAUUACAGCAAUUUGGGUGGCACGCAAUCGCUUUGCGGUGCUUGAUCGCAAUCAGCAGCUGGUGGUGAAGAACUUUAAGAACGAGGUGACCAAAAAGAUACCCACCUUCUGUGAGGAGAUCUUCUAUGCAGGCACUGGCAUGUUGCUCAUUCGUGACCCAGAAUAUGUGACUCUGUAUGAGGUGCAACGUCUUGUGUCGGUGGGCAGCAUUAAGUUGGCCAAGUGCCGCUAUGUUGUGUGGUCGCCAGACAUGUCGCUGGUCGCUUUGCUCUGCAAGCAUUCGGUGACCAUUUGCGAUCGUCGUCUGCAGUUCCUGUGCACCGUUCAGGAGAAUUGCCGCGUCAAAUCCGGUGCCUGGGAUGAGUCCGGUGUGUUCAUCUAUACGACCAGCAAUCACAUCAAAUAUGCCAUCACCAAUGGCGAUCACGGCAUCAUUCGCACCCUGGAUUUGCCCAUCUAUUUGACACGUGUCAAGGGCAAUCAAGUGUUCUGCUUGGAUCGCGAGUGUCGCACCCGUGUGCUCCACAUUGAUCCCACGGAGUACAAGUUCAAGUUGGCGCUGAUUCAACGCAAAUACGACGAAGUGUUGCACAUGGUGCGCAAUGCUCGACUCGUUGGCCAGAGCAUCAUUGCUUAUCUGCAGCAGAAGGGUUAUCCCGAGGUGGCGCUGCAUUUCGUCAAGGAUGAGAAGACACGCUUUGGCUUGGCCUUGGAGUGCGGCAACAUUGAGAUUGCAUUGCAGGCGGCCAAGGCGCUGGAUGACAAGGAUUGCUGGAAUCGUUUGGGACAAGCUGCUUUGCUGCAGGGCAAUCAUCAGGUGGUGGAAAUGUGCUAUCAGCGCACCAAGAACUUUGACAAGCUUAGCUUCCUGUAUCUGAUCACUGGCAAUCUGGAGAAGCUCAAGAAGAUGAAUAAGAUCGCCGAAAUACGCAAGGAUGUCUCCGCACAAUAUCAGGGCGCUUUGCUCCUGGGCGAUGUCAAAGAACGUGUCGGCAUACUCAAGAACUGUGGCCAACUGUCGCUGGCCUAUCUGACGGCCGCCACCAAUGGAUUGGAUGAGCUAGCGGAGACCAUUGGUGCCAGCAUUACCGACGAGGGCAGCUCGUUGCCGGAGAUUAAUCCAAAUGCGCAACUGUUGCAGCCGCCGGUGCCCAUUCAACAGCUUGAGACCAACUGGCCACUGUUGUCCGUCUCGAAGGGCUUCUUCGAGGGAGCCAUGGUGACGCGUGCCGGAACCAGUGCCACAGCACGCCAAGCGCUCAACAUCAAUGCGGAUGCCGCGCUGCUGGAUGAGCAUAAUGGCGGCGGCGAUGGCUGGGGCGCCGAUGCUGAUCUGGGAUUGGGCGAGGACGACGAUGGCGAUGAGGAAAUGCACGAUGCUUUGAGCAACGAUGAAGCUCAGGAUGAUGCUGCUGGCGGCGGUGGCUGGGAUGUUGGCGAUGAUGAUUUGGUGGUGCCACUCGAAUUGGCCUCCAAGAUUAAGGCCUCGGCACUCGAUAGCAACUAUUAUGCGGCACCCAACAAGGGUCAAUCUCCAGCACAACAUUGGGCCAACAACUCGCAGCUGGUGGUGGAUCAUGUGAAGGCGGGCGCCUUUGAGAGUGCCUUCCGUCUGCUAAACGAUCAGCUGGGCGUCGUCAACUUCAAGCCCUUCAAGUCGCUAUUCCUGCAGAACUAUGCGGCCACUCGCACCAGCUACACAGCGUAUCCGAAUCUGCAAUCGCUGUCGGGUUAUCCGCUGCGCAAUGCUGGCGAAACGAAUCCCAAGCAACAGCGUCCCGCAUUGGGCAUUAAACUGAAUGAGUUGGUGUCACGUCUGCAGGCCUGUUAUCAGAUGACCACCAUGGGUAAAUUCAGCGAGGCCAUCGAAAAGUUCCACUCCAUACUCAUAAGUAUUCCGCUGCUGGUGGUGGACACCAAACUGGACGUGGCCGAGGCUCAGCAGCUGCUCAAGAUCUGUGCCGAGUACAUAGUAGGCCUCAAGAUGGAAACUGUGCGCAAGGGCAUGCCGAAAUCAACGCUGGAGGAGCAGAAGCGUCUCUGUGAAAUGGCCGCCUACUUUACACACUGCAAACUGCAGCCGGUUCAUCAGAUUCUCACGUUGCGCACUGCGUUGAAUAUGUUCUUCAAGCUGAAGAACUAUAAAACAGCCGCCUCAUUUGCCCGUCGUCUGCUGGAGCUGGCUCCCAGGCCAGAGGUGGCGCAGCAGGUGCGCAAAAUUUUGCAGGCCUGCGAGGUGAAUCCCGUUGAUGAGCAUCAGCUGCAGUACGAUGAGUUCAAUCCGUUUAAUAUCUGCGCUAUCAGCUGGAAGCCGAUCUAUCGUGGCAAGCCGGAGGUGAAUUGUCCCUUCUGUGGCUCCUCCUAUGAUCCGCAGUAUAAGGGCAGCAUCUGUGGCGUCUGCGAGGUUAGCCAGGUGGGCAAGGACAGCAUUGGAUUGCGCAUUUCCACGCUGCAGUUCCGUUAAACGGAACGAAACGUUGCGCAUUAAUUAUUAAUUGCCUUAGUUUUAAUGUCUUUAAAAUAUAUUCAUAUUAAAUAUCUACAAAUACAAUAUACGACAAAUACAUUGCAA
Messenger RNA from Drosophila nasuta, 4143 nucleotides. RefSeq names its product coatomer subunit alpha (gene alphaCOP). The record is from RefSeq and is a predicted model, not a curated record. NCBI's taxonomy places the organism in Eukaryota, Metazoa, Arthropoda, Insecta, Diptera, Drosophilidae. The transcript has 3 exons. Gene Ontology annotation, biological process: endoplasmic reticulum to Golgi vesicle-mediated transport; intra-Golgi vesicle-mediated transport; intracellular protein transport. Gene Ontology annotation, cellular component: COPI vesicle coat. The coding region runs from base 322 to 4035 and encodes 1237 amino acids. Gene Ontology annotation, molecular function: structural molecule activity; protein binding.